AUGUCCCAGCUGCGUCGCGAUACACACUCUUCAGAUACAUGGCUUCUAAUCACAGCUAAUCACAUCGAAGUCCAGACCGAUAUAAGAAGACUUCAGCCAAUCGAGACAGUUAAGUUCUUUCUUCUUCUGGAAGGUGUCAUACUCGGGAGAAGACUGUCUGAAGAUUCCAAGGUCCUGGACGGGAAGGACAAGUGGCGGGCCAAAGAACAACUCAUCAAGGAAAAGUCACUUUCGAGCCAACUGACAGGAAGUCAAGCGGGCGCCUUGCGAAGGAAGACCGCCAGUUCAAAGCAACACACAAGAAAUUUCAAGAUGGGCGGCACGGAGUCCAAGGCCUCCCACAAUGCUGCCGUGGAGGUGAUCGACUACAAAGAUGAGAUCUUGACGGUCGCGGUGUUGCAGGUGCUUCUUCAGACUAGUAAAGGCCUAGGAGCGGUCAGUGCAGCGGCGUAGUGCCGGUAACCAUACAUUGAAAAAGAUUGUGUCCAGCAUUUCGGAGCCUUAAUAAGUGCAUUGGGAAAGGCGGAGUCCGUUGGACUUUGUUCGAUUUUGGGGUUUUUCCACUUGACCUUGGUUCUGGGAUUUGGGUAACAGUUUUUAUCUUAUCUAUUGGUUGAGUACAAUUGCGAAGUGUAGGGUAGUAUUGGGUAUGCUUGUUGUGUGUGUACUGCUGUGUUGUAAUAAGUAGGGACUAAGGGACUUAUGGAAAUGUCACUAUAUACAUACAGUAGAAUCUUAUAGCUUAUAGCGUCAGUCCGGUUAUUGCGACGGAAACUCGAUGGCUUCGUUGGUCCCCAUACAAAUUUAUAUGAAAGGACCUCCGGUUAUUACGUCUGCGCUUUUAGCGACAAAUCGACGAGAUUUUUCAUAAUUCAACCGAAUAUUGCGUCGUGCC
Molecule: messenger RNA, 895 nt
Organism: Drosophila erecta
Lineage: Eukaryota; Metazoa; Arthropoda; Insecta; Diptera; Drosophilidae
Exons: 3
Coding region: 1-453 (150 amino acids)
Source: RefSeq, a predicted model, not a curated record